UCUCAUUUGGUAUUUUCCUCAGAUAGCUCAAUGUUUCCCCUCCACAGGUAGAAACGGUUGAGAAACAUACAAAGAUCUUCAACCUUUGACUGUGAACCUCUUCUUUCUCUCUUUCUCUCAAUUUCUUUACUCGUCUUACCUCUUCCAUUAACUUUCAUGUCUCUGAGAUAAACAAAAAAUCAUAAAGAGAACAACAACAAUAAAAACAGUGACCCAGACACACUGAUGAAACAGGCAGCUGCAAGGUCAUCCCUGAGGAGGCUUUGUCCGAACAUCGAUAAAGAAGAUGGACUGGAAACCGUUCUUGAAAUUCCCAUACCGGAAGAAAUGUUUGCAAGCAUGGGAAGUAACGUGACAUUGCGGUGGCAGAACAUGUUAACGUGGAUGAAGGCUCAAACAGAGGAUAGAUUGGCUUCUCCUACCGUCGCGGCACGAUUAAACGAGCUUCGCUUUCUCCUUUACCUUGUUGGAUCCCCUCUCAUCCCUCUUCAGGUCCAAUUAGGCCAUUCCAUCCACCGUCCAGUCAGAGAUUGUUCCAUUGAAGCAUCGACGGCGAAGUACAUAGUGCAACAAUAUAUAGCGGCGACAGGAGGACAACCAGCAUUGAAUGCGGUGGAUAGUAUGUGUGUAACGGGGCAAGUGAAGAUUAGUGCAUCAGAUUUUCACCAUACAAGUGAUAGCACUGAGGUGAAGAAAACCAAUGAUGAAAUUGGAGGGUUUGUUUUAUGGCAAAAGGACCCAGAUUUAUGGUGCUUAGAGCUAGUUGUGGCUGGAUGCAAAGUUUGUUGCGGUAGCAAUGGCAGGGUCUCAUGGCGCCAUUCCACUAACCAACAAACCCCCAUUUCAAAAGGCGCUCCUAGACCAUUGCGUCGUUUCCUUCAGGGAUUAGAUCCAAGGGCCACAGCAAACUUAUUUUUGGACGCUGCGUGCAUAGGAGAGAAAAUCAUCAAUGAUGAGGAGUGCUUCAUUCUGAAGCUGGAAACAAGCCCAGCAAUUCGUGAGGCUCAAAGUGGGUCAAAUUUUGAGAUUAUUCACCACACGAUAUGGGGAUAUUUUAGCCAGCGAUCUGGUCUAUUGGUUCAAUUUGAAGACUCUAGAUUGCUCACAAUGAGAACCAAAGAUGACAAUGACAUUUUCUGGGAAACUAGUCUAGAGUCAGUGAUUGAGGAUUAUAAGUAUGUGGAUGGGAUAAAUGUGUCUCAUAGUGGAACUACUCGAGUUACAGUUUCUAGAUAUGGUGAGCAAUCGGCAAACCAUAAAAGAGAAUUGGAAGAGAGGUGGAAGAUUGAAGAGGUAGAUUUUAAUGUGUGUGGUUUGACUGCUGAAAGCUUUUUGCCUCCCUCAAGCCUAAGGAAAGCAUAGGAAGAAAAAAAACACAAGCAUCACAUAUAUUAUGUAAUUGGAAAAUGAAGCAAAUGUUGAU
This is a messenger RNA of Lotus japonicus, 1423 nucleotides long. RefSeq lists its product as uncharacterized. The transcript has 3 exons. Bases 226 to 1362 code for a protein of 378 amino acids. NCBI's taxonomy places the organism in Eukaryota, Viridiplantae, Streptophyta, Magnoliopsida, Fabales, Fabaceae. The record is from RefSeq and is a predicted model, not a curated record.